CCAUAUGUGUGUGUGUGUGUUUGUUGAAGUCUUUGUUAAAAGCGGCUCAGCUUGGUGUUUAGUUUUUAUAAAAUAAAAGUGCCAAUGUGUAAAUAAAACUUCUGUUUAAAUAGUAACUGGAUAAUAUGUGAAAUAAUAACCGUUAGAGUCUAACAUGAAGAUUAAACAAUAUGUUGCACAUGUUAGAGGAAGUAAAUUUAUGUUGUGGAAAUGGAUAUUACUAACGUGUUAUCUUUGUUUAACAAAGCAUGUACAUUCCAAAAAUAAUGAUGAAAACAAUAAACAUGCAGUACACAGUAAACAAUUGGAAAACCAUUUUCGAUUCAGCCAUCAUGUAUAUAAUGUUACAAUCCCGGAGAAUAGUCUUGGAAAGACAUACGCAAAGGGGAUAUUGCAUGAGAAGUUGGCUGGAUUACAAAUCGGGCCAAAUUGCGAUGUAAAAUAUAGGAUAAUAAGUGGAGAUAAGGAUAAAGUAUUUAAAGCUGAAGAAAAACUGGUUGGAAACUAUGCCUUUUUAGCCAUACGAACGCGAACAAGCAAUGUAGUGCUAAAUAGAGAGAAAACUGAAGAAUAUACAUUAAGGAUAAGGGCACUUGUAAAUUAUUUGGAUGAUAAGAAUACUACCAGCUUCGAAGCAGAUGCAACGGUUCAUAUUCAAGUAUUAGAUCGUAAUGACUUAAGUCCACUCUUCUAUCCAACCGAAUAUGCUGUAACUGUCCCAGAAGACACGCCCAAACAUAAAAGCAUACUGAAAGUCACUGCAGAUGACGCAGAUCUGGGCAUAAAUGGUGAAAUCUACUAUAGUUUUUUAAUGGAUAGCGAAUACUUUGCUAUUCAUCCAACUACAGGAGAUAUAACCCUAUUGCAACCGCUUGAAUAUGCCGAGCAUUCAAGUUUUGAUCUUACAGUUUUGGCAAAUGAUCGUGGAUCUUCGAUUAAUCAACAAAAUCAUCAAGCUAGUAAAUCAAAGGUGCAAAUACUGGUGAAACAGGUUAACUUUUAUGCACCUGAAAUUUAUGCCACAACCUUUUCAAGUGUCACACCCACAUCAGAUUCCUUGAUUUAUGGAAUUGUUAAGGUGAACGACAAAGACGUUGGAAAGAGUGGAAUGAUUAAAAGUUUGGAAAUACUUGAUGGCAAUCCCGAUGGAACGUUCCUUUUACGACCAUCUGAAACUAAAAAUGAGUAUUAUAUUGAGCUUAAUAAAUUCGCACAGCUGAGCCAACAGCAUUUCAUAUACAAUUUAACUCUGCGAGCCGAAGAUCUGGGCACACCGUCCAGAUUUACCUACAAAACGGUUUCGAUACAAAUGAAACCAGAAAUCAAACAUGUUCCGAUAUUUACGCAAGAAAUUUAUGAGGUUUCCAUACCGGAAACAGCACCCAUUAAUAUGCCAGUUAUUAGGUUAAAAGUCAGUGAUCCUGAUCUGGGGAAAUAUGCUUUAGUAUAUUUGGAAAUUGUCGGUGGCAAUGAGGGCGGCGAGUUUCGCAUAAAUCCCGAUUCGGGUAUGCUAUAUACGAAAAAGCAAUUGGAUGCAGAAAGGAAAUCACAAUUCACAUUGACAGUAUCGGCCAUUGAUCAGGCAAAUGUUGGAUCGAGGAAACAGUCGUCGGCUAAGGUCAAAAUUAACAUACAAGAUAUGAAUGAUAAUGAUCCGAUAUUUGAGAAUAUGAACAGAAAUAUAAGUAUUAACGAGAAUAAUUUAUCUGGCUCAUUUGUUGCUAAAGUGUCAGCCAAGGAUAAGGAUUCCGGCGAAAACGCAUACAUAUCUUAUAGUAUUGCAAACCUGAACACAGUUCCAUUUGAAAUUGACCAUUUUACAGGUAUAAUUAGGACGACAUCGUUAAUUGAUUUUGAAACAAUGAGAAGGAAUUAUGCAUUAAUAAUACGUGCAUCCGAUUGGGGUUUGCCCUAUAGAAGACAGACUGAAAUAGAAUUGUCUAUUGUCGUUAAGGAUAUUAACGACAAUAGGCCCCAAUUUGAGAGAAUCAAUUGUUAUGGGAAGAUAUUGAAAUCAGCGCCAAUCGGAUCUGAUAUAUUCACGGUAUCGGCAAUUGAUUUUGAUAAUGGUGACAUCAUAGCAUAUCGAUCAAUCUCUGGCAAUGAAGAUGGUUGCUUUAACUUGGACCCAACCACUGGAACAAUAUCCAUUGGCUGCGAUUUAAUGGAUGUUGCGAUUGAUAAUCGUGUCAUCAAAAUAUCUUCCACAGAUGGGACCCAUUUUUCCGAUGAACUUACUAUUAAUAUUAAUUUAAUCGACAGUUUGCAUAAAGAUUCGAAUAUUUUGCAAGGAUUUGGUUCAUUCGAAUGCCGCGAAACGGGAGUUGCCCGAAGGCUUGCCGAAUCGUUGGCAUUAGCAGAGAAAAAUAAUAUGAAAAGCGUCUCAUUAUCGGUUCUAAGUGACCUGACACUAACACCCAGUCGCUAUGGUCAAAAUAUCCAUAGACCGGAGUUUAUCAAUUUCCCACAGGAGUUAUUUCUAAACGAAAGCACCCCAUUGGGAGAGACUGUGGCAUGGAUUGAGGCCAGAGAUCGAGAUUUGGGCUACAAUGGAAAAUUAGUGUUUGUGAUAUCCGAUGGAGACUAUGACUCUGUGUUUCGUGUUGAUCCUGAUCUUGGUGAGCUGAAAAUUAUUGGAUACUUGGAUAGAGAACGACAAAACGAAUACGUAUUAAACAUAACCGUUUAUGAUCUUGGAUAUCCCAUGAAAUCUCAAUCUAAAAUGCUGCCAAUAACAAUCAUUGAUGUAAAUGAUAAUGCACCUGUCCUACAGAAAUCAUUAGCCACAUUUCGACUGACUGAAAGUGCACGUAUCGGUACGGUUAUCUAUUGUUUAUAUGCGACAGACGCAGACUCGGGAGUCAAUGGAUAUAUAACAUACGAAUUAUCCGUCGAUUGUGAUGAUUUUGUUGUCAAUAAGACAACCGGCUGCAUUGUAUUGAGUAAACCAUUGGAUCGAGAGAAACAAGAUCGAUAUGCUUUGCACAUUACCGCCAAGGAUGGCGGUACGCCUACUCUAUCGUCGGAAGCCCUUGUAUACAUCUUGGUUGACGACGUCAAUGACAAUGCUCCAGUGUUUGGUGUGCAAGAGUAUAUAUUCAAAGUUCGUGAGGACUUGCCCCGUGGCACAGUGAUAGCCGUAAUUGAGGCAAUUGACCAAGAUAUUGGACCAAAUGCAAAUAUUCUCUUCUCCCUCAAGGAAGAUCCGCAAGAUGAGGGCCUCUUUCAAGUUGAUAAAUACUCGGGUGCAAUACGGACGCAAGGAUACUUGAAUUAUGAAAACCGCCAAGUGCAUAACCUUGUCGUGAGUGCCAUCGAUGGCGGAAGUCCGUCAUUAACAUCCGAUAUGCCAAUUGUAAUUGAGAUAAUUGAUGUUAAUGAAAAUCGAUUUGCUCCUGAAUUUGAUGACUUUGUGUUUCAAGGGAUAAUCAAAGAAAAUCGACCAAAGGGCACAUUCGUGUUGAAUGUAACUGCCCGUGAUAUGGACGAGAUUGAUAUGAAUGCCAAAAUCACGUACUCCAUCACUGGUGGCGAUGGUCUGGGUAUUUUUUCGGUCAACGAUAAAGGCUCAAUACAUUCCCUGUCCCAACUGGAUGCAGAAACCAAAAGCUUCUAUUGGUUAACGUUAUGCGCCCAGGAUAACGCUAUAGUUCCGCUUAGUAACUGUGUAGAGGUAUACAUAGAAGUUCAAAACGAAAACGACAAUAUCCCCCUAACAAGUAAACCAGUCUACUAUGUCAACGUAACAGAAGGAAGCCCCGAGAAUAUUGAAAUAAUUAAACUCACUGCAAUCGAUCCCGAUAGAGAUGACACACAAUCCAUUACCUAUAACAUCAUAUCCGGAAAUCUGGUUGGAUAUUUCGAGAUUAAUUCAGUAACAGGGGUUCUUAAAACGACAGCACGAAAACUCGACAGAGAAAAUCAAGCUGAACACAUUUUAGAAGUUGCUAUCUCCGACAAUGGCUCGCCAGUUUUAGCUUCUACAACUCGAAUUGUAGUUAAUGUUUUGGAUAUUAACGAUAAUAGCCCGGAGUUUGAUCAACGAGCUUAUAAAAUACAGGUUCCUUCUACAGCCACUGCCAAUGAAUCCAUAUUUCAGGUGCAUGCGAUUGAUAUUGAUGAUGGAGAGAAUGGACGUAUCACAUAUUCAAUAAAAUCCGGUAAAGGGAAAAACAAAUUUCGUAUUGACAAUGCAAGUGGGCAUAUUUUCAUUACCAAAUCUUUGGAGCCUGAUUUCGAAUUUGAAAUCAAUAUACGAGCCGAAGAUAAUGGUACACCGAAAAGAAGUCAAACCACACGAGUUAACAUUGUCGUGAUUCCCAUUAAAUCCAAUUCACCAAAUCCGCCUGUAUUAGUUAGAAAACAAACUGAUAAUGUGGUCGACUUAACGGAAAACGAUAAGCCGGGUUUUUUAGUGAUGCAAAUUCUAGCAAUUGAUGAUGAUAACGACCAGCUGUGGUAUAAUAUAUCAGGUGGAAACGAGGAAAACACUUUUUAUAUUGGCCGAGACAAUGGAAAUAUACUUCUGUCGAAGCCUUUAGAUUAUGAGAAGCAAACAAGUUAUAAUCUAACAAUCAGUGUGACUGACGGCUCAAAUAUAAUUUACACCAAUCUGUUUAUCCAAGUAAUUGAUACCAACGACAAUACACCACAAUUUACGAAAGAUAUAUACCAUGUGAAUAUAUCGGAAAAUAUUGAAGAAGAGUCAAUUAUAAUGCAACUUCAUGCAACUGAUAAAGAUGAGGAUAAGAAGUUAUUUUAUCAUCUCCAUGCCACACAAGAUCCAUCUUCUUUAGCAUUGUUUCGCAUCGAUUCGAUCAGUGGAAAUGUUAUUGUCACCCAGAGGCUAGAUUUUGAGAAAACGGCCCAGCAUAUACUUGUGGUUUUUGUAAAAGAUCAGGGUACACCGGGCAAAAGGAACUAUGCCAAGAUAAUCGUUAAUGUUCAUGAUCAUAAUGAUCAUUAUCCGGAAUUUACUGCAAAAAUCAUACAAAGUAAAGUGCCCGAAAGUGCUGCAAUUGGCUCUAAGCUCACUGAAGUUCUGGCAAUUGACAGAGACAGUGGUCAAAACGCUGAACUGCGUUACUUUAUAAUUACUGGUAAUGUGGGCAGUGUGUUUGCCAUCGACUCAACCUUUGGCAUUAUAACAUUAGCUGGCAAGCUUAAUAUUAACAAUGUGCAAGAAUAUAUGCUACAAAUAAAAGCAGCAGAUCAGGGCAAUCCAUCGUUAUCAUCUCAAAUUCCAGUGCAUAUCAUUGUAACCAUGUCUGAAAACGAUCCACCAAAAUUCUUUCCCAAUGCUAUUGUACUGGAAAUUUUUGAGAAUUUAAGUGUUGGAACAUUUGUGACACAAGUAACAGCACGUUCAUCAUCAUCGGUCUUUUUCAAUAUUAUUGAUGGCAAUAUCAACGAUACUUUUCGAAUUAAUCCAUCGACUGGAGUCAUUGUUAUCAAUUCAAAUAUUGAUUAUGAGACCAACAAGUUCUUUAACUUGACUGUUCAAGGAACUAAUAUGGCUUCGGGCUCGUCAUCUCAAAAUAUAAUAGUCCAUGUCUUGGAUGUUAAUGACAAUAUUCCACGUUUCCUUCAAAGCGAAUAUGUCGGCACAGUGUCAGAGUCCGCUACGGUGGGAUCACGUGUCCAACGAAUGCAUGAUUCAAAAAAUAGUCAUCUUACACUAAAUGUAUCUGAUGCCGACGUUGGAUUAAAUGGAAUGGUGCAAUAUAUCAUAAAUGAUGACUUGGCCAAGUCCUUAUUCAAAAUAGAUCCAACAACGGGGACUAUUGAAACUUUACAGCGAUUGGAUUAUGAGAAGGAUUCAAGAUAUUCGUUUUAUGUUACGGUAAGCGACAUGGGCAAACCGAAACUGCAUUCGAUCACAAAAGCACAUGUUAUAAUACAUGUCAGCAAUAUCAACGAUUGCCCUCCCAUAUUCGAUGAAAGAGAUCUCAAUGUAACUUUAUUCUUGCCAACCUUUGAGAACGUAUUUGUUGCCCAUAUUAAUGCAUUUGAUGCGGAUAAUGAUAGUAUACGUUACGAUAUUGUAGAUGGAAAUGCUAAUGAUGGUUUUCAGAUAAACCAGUUUACAGGAAUUCUAACAACUAGAAACUUCAAUUCAAUAAAUGGUGAUUUGACGUUGCACAUUCGUGCCUCUGAUGGAAUCUUCUCGGCAAUCCUACUUGUUAAAAUAAACAUUGCGUCUACGGCAGAUACGAAUUUCAUUUUCCAAAACGAAAUUUAUAAGUUUUCAGCUGUUGAAAAUAGCACAAAAGUGUCCCAUUUGGGAAUAGUUAAUGUCAUAGGAAACACUUUGAAUGAGAACGUUGAAUAUCGCAUCCUUAAUCCAACUGAUAUGUUUGACAUUGGCAUAAGUUCGGGAGCCUUAAAAACAACAGGACUUAUCUUUGAUCGGGAAGUGCAAGAUAUGCAUAAACUGUUUGUGGAGGCAAAGUCUCUAUUUUACGAUGGAAUUGAGUUCAAUAAUCGAAGAGCAGUCACAGCGAUACAUGUUUCCAUAUUGGAUGUAAACGAUAAUUGCCCAAUAUUUGUCAACUUGCCAUAUUAUGCCACCGUUUCGAUUGAUGAUCAAAAGGGCACAGUUAUCAUGCAUGUUAAGGCCAUCGAUUUGGAUACUGGGGAAAAUGGAGAAGUGCGAUAUGAGCUAAAAAAGGGAAAUGGAGAGCUGUUCAAAUUGGACAGAAAGAGUGGAGAGCUUUCGAUUAAACAGCAUGUCGAAGGGCAUAACCAGAAUUAUCAACUUACAGUUGCCGCCUACGAUGGAGCAAUCAAUCCAUGUUCUUCAGAGGUCUCGCUCAAUGUAAAAGUGAUAGAUCGAUCGAUGCCCAUAUUUGAAAAACAAUUCUACGAUGUCAGUGUCAAAGAAGAUGUGGAAAUUUAUUCAGUGUUGUCUAUAUCCAUUGAAGCUCAGAGUCCGUUAAAUAGAAAACUUAUCUACACCAUUUCGUCUGAGGAUAAGGAUCAACAUUUUGAAAUUGACUACAAUACAGGAUCAAUUUAUGUGGUUAGCGAGCUAAAUUAUGAAGAGCAAACAAAUCAUGAUAUAACAAUUCGAGCAACGGACAGCUUUUCUGGAAUUUAUGUAGAAGUGUUCCUCUCUGUCACUGUCAUUGAUGUAAAUGAUUGUUAUCCGGAAAUCGAAAGCGAUAUUUACAAUAUUACGCUGCCAGAGAAUACUCCAUUUGCAUCUCAGAUAUUGAAAAUAAAUGCCACAGAUGCGGAUACUGGUGCAAAUGCGAAGCUUUCCUAUUUUAUUGAAUCCAUCAACAGUGAAAAUGAUUCGGAAAUCUUUUACAUUGAUAUUAAUGAGGGCCAUCUUUAUCUGAAAAAACCAUUGGAUUAUGAACUGAAGAAAUUUCAUCACAUUGUCGUACAUGUAAAAGAUCACGGCUCUCCACCAUUAAGUUCCAGAUGCAACAUUUUCAUAACAGUGAAAGAUCUCAAUGACAAUGCUCCCCGCUUUAUUGAACCGUCAUUUUUCACUAAGCUAUCUGUGGCAGCGAAACGAGGACAAUUCGUGGCACUACCCAAAGCGUAUGACAAUGAUAUAUGUGAUGCAAAUAAUUUGGAAUACAAGAUUAUUUAUGGCAACGAUCUGCAAACGUAUAACAUCAAUAAAUACAGCGGAGUAAUAACCCUUCAAAAUAUGUUAAAUUUCACCGACAAAACGAAUACUGUUUUGAAUAUUUCCGUGUCGGAUGGCGUACAUACUACAUAUGCUCGAUUGAAGAUUGUCUUACUGCCUGAGAAUAGAAAGAGUCCACAGUUUGAAAACUUUGCCUAUGAGGCACAAAUUUCGGAAAAUCUGCUGCAUGGCCAUAAUAUUAUUACGGUGAAGGCAACAGAUAGUGACAUUGGACAGUACUCUAGUCUCUAUUAUGAAAUUGACUCGGAAGAAAUGAAAAAGUUCUUUGAUAUCAAUCGCAGUACGGGUUUAAUAACAUCGAAAGUAACCUUUGAUCGCGAACAGAGGGCAGAGUUUAAUAUACUAUUAAAAGUAACUGAUGGAGGCAGUAAAUUUGGAUUCUCAACCCUAAAAGUCCUGAUAAAUGACAUUAAUGAUAAUAGUCCGUUUUUCUUUUUAAAAGAAUACAAAAUUGUUAUUAGCGCCGAUGCCCAGCCCGAUGAUUCAGUUCUGUUGAUAAAAGCCAUGGAUAACGAUAUCAAAAACAAUGGUGAAAUUAAAUAUGAGAUCGUUCACGGUUCAAAAGAUGUUGCGCUUAAAGAUGUUUUUGAAAUAGAAGAGAAUACCGGUGAAAUCAAACUGAAAAAGAAUUUGAAAAAAUAUGAAAAUCAAAUGUUUCAAUUUUUUGUACGCGCUUCCGAUUGUGGUGAGCCCAGUUUUCAUAGCGAUAUACCAGUGUCGAUUGAAAUGAUAAGUCCCGAUGUAGUUAUACCAACAUUUGAGAAAACAUCGAUUAUAUUGAAGAUUAUUGAGUCCACAUCGCCGGGAACAGUUCUCACAAAACUGCAUAUAUUUGGAAACUAUUCGUUUAAAUUCUCUAUAUCGGAAGACCAAGAUAAAUUCUAUGUAUCUGACACUGGUGAAUUGAUUCUGGAGCAGACCUUGGAUCGUGAGCAAAAGGAGACGCAUUAUUUAAUUGUCGUGGCGGAGACAACAACUGUGCCGAUUCUAUAUGCCUAUGCCGACGUGGUUAUCCAUGUGCGAGAUGAAAAUGAUAACUAUCCGCAAUUCGACAGUUCAUUUUAUAGUGCCAGCGUGGCAGAGAAUACCGACAAAGUGGUCUCGAUUGUUAAGAUAACCGCCACAGAUGCCGAUAGUGGUCCCAAUGGCGAUGUUCGAUACUAUUUCGAAAAUGAUUCAGAAAGUGUUAGCAACAUAUUCGACAUCGAUAUUUACACUGGUUGGAUUACCCUGCUAGCUUCCCUGGAUAGAGAGCUGAGAUCUGAGUAUGAUUUGAAAGUAAUUGCCACAGACAACGGACAUCCCAAGCAUGAUGCAAAAGUCCCAGUAUCAAUUAAAGUGGUCGAUUGCAAUGACAAUGCCCAACAAUUCAAGUUGCCCAUUAAUAAAAUUACUGUGUCGGAAAAUGCAUUGCCUGGAACUGUCUUGGAUAACUUUUUACUAAUAGAUCCUGACAUUGAGAAACAGGAGAUGAACUAUUAUAUAAUAGCUGGCGAUAAUCAGUCACAAUUUCAAAUUGGUAAAACCGGCGAGUUGUUCAUCACAAAGCAAUUGGAUCGAGAGAAUAUAUCAUUCUACAACUUGAGCCUUUUGGCCACCGAUGGUAAAUUCAUUGCCGAAGCAAAUGUGGAGAUUCAAGUGAAAGAUAUAAACGACAAUUUGCCAUAUUGCCUGAAACCUCGAUAUCACAUUAAUGUAAAUGAAUCCAUUCCUGCGGGCACAGUUUUGACGGAUGUUAAAGCUAUUGAUUUUGACUCAAGUGACGAUUUCAAGUUGCGUUAUUUCAUAUCUGGCAAGGGCUCCGAUGACUUCACUAUUGAUAAAGAUAAGGGUAGCCUAAAAGUGAUUAAAGUUCUGGAUCGAGAGAUAUGCCCAAAGUAUAAGCUUGUUGCCCAUGUACAGGAUGGCAAAGAAUUGGCACAUGAAUGCGUUUCCGAAAUAAUAAUCACCGUAAACGAUGUGAAUGACAAUGCACCGAUAUUCUCAAUGAAUCAAUAUAUAGUGAGUAUACCAGAGGAUGCCCAAUUGCAGACAUUAAUCACAAAGGUGCAUGCAACUGACAAGGAUUUCGGGGUUAACAGAAAAGUCAGAUACUCAUUGAUGGGACAAAAUUAUGAUCAUUUUGAAAUUUCCAAAUCGUCUGGUAUCAUUCGUUUGGAAAAGAAUCUGGAUCGUGAAACCAUACCAAUGUUCAAUUUAACAGUCAAAGCUGAGGAUCAUGGAGUGCCGAGAUUAUAUUCCACUGCCAAUUUGCUGAUCAACAUUUUAGAUAUCAAUGAUAAUCCGCCAGAGUUCAGUCUACGGCAAUAUCUAUGUCAAGUGCAUGAAAAUGCUACCAUCGGGGUAGAGGUUUGUACCGUCUAUGCCACCUCAAAGGAUAUUGGUGUGAAUGCGGACAUCCUCUACUAUAUUAUGGGUGGCAACGAGCAACGCAAAUUCUCUAUUGACUCCAAGACAGGUGCAUUAACGCUGAAUGAAUCGCUUGACUAUGAGAUGUCCAAAUAUUACUAUCUGACCAUACAGGCCAUUGAUCGUGGCACACCGCCGCUGAGUAAUAUAGCCCAUGUCAACAUAUCCGUUUUAGAUGUCAACGAUAAUAGUCCCAAAUUUGUGCAGGAUAUAUACCGGGUUAAUGUACUCGAGGAUAUAGCUUUGGGCAAACAAAUUGCAACUGUGAAGGCCAUUGAUGACGAUGCCGGUUUAAAUGCAAAGCUACACUAUAACAUUAAUGGAGGCGAUAAUUUCGGACAGUUUUCAAUUGACGAGAUUAAUGGAACAAUAUGCGUUGCCAGGCCACUGGAUCGUGAAACGAAAGCCAAAUAUAAUCUAGAGAUUCAAGCCUGUGACGGGGGCAUUCCGCAACGUUGUGGCAGUGUACAAAUCAUUAUUGUUGUCUUGGACACCAAUGAUAAUAAUCCAGUCUUCUCCAGUCCGAAUUACACGAUUGUUCUUCAAGAGAAUCGUCCACUGGGCUACGUUCUCAUCACUUUUGAUGUGUCGGAUGCAGAUGAACCACCCAACAGUACGCCCUACACAUUCGAUAUUCGAUCCGGUAACGAAGGAGGUCUGUUUCGACUCGAACAAGAUGGAUCCUUGAGUACGGCAUCGCGUUUCAAUCACAAAUUGCAAGAUGAAUUCUCCAUACAAAUUCGGGUAUUUGACAAUGGAACUCCGCCCCUAUAUUCCGAUACUUGGGUUCAGGUCAAAAUCAUUGAAGAGAGUCAAUAUCCGCCAAUUGUCACUCCAUUGGAGAUCACGGUUAAUUCACUUGAAGAUGAUUUCUCGGGUGCUUUCAUUGGAAAACUUCAUGCCUCAGAUCAGGAUAAAUACGAUGAGCUUACCUACAGUCUGGUAGUCACUAAAGCCGAAUACAUUACAUCAAAACUUUUCAAUAUUACGAAAACUACAGGAAAAAUCUAUGUCAUAUCCAAUCUAGACAUCGGUCAAUACAAGUUAAAUGUAUCUGUCUCGGAUGGCAAGUUCACGGUAUAUUCUACAGUGAAAGUGAAUGUGGAGCUUGUUACAAUAGAUAUGGUUAAAGAAUCGGCUGUCAUUAGAUUCCAUAAAGUGUCCGCCUCGCAGUUUCUAUUGAGUCACAGGAAAAGUUUCAUGCGUUCUAUACGGGAUAUUAUGCGUUGUCGGCAAAAGGAUGUCAUUUUAAUAACUUUGCAACCGGAAACUACUACGGCACAAUUUAGCCCAGAUCAUCGAAGGACAACACGCUCUGUGGAUAGCAAUUUAAAUGUGGUAUUUGCAGUACGCAAACAGCAAAUAAUACCGGAUUCCGAUGCCUUCUUUACCAGCGAUGAAAUACGUCAAACCCUGUUGAAUAAGGAAAUCGAAAUCGAGAAUGGCUCGAACUUGGCAAUUGAUGAGAUUCUGCCAACCUUUUGCCAGACUAAACAAAACACAUGUGUUCAUGGCAAAUGCAAACAGAUUAUUCGCCUACUCAAGAAUAAUAUUACAACUGUCUCAACGGAUGUGAUAAGUUUUGCAGCCCCAUCCUAUGUAAUGGCCAACAAAUGUAUUUGCAAAGCCGGCUACGAUGGCAAAAACUGCAAUGAAUCGAUCAAUGCUUGCUCCUUGGAGCCCUGUUCAGCUGAAAAGAAUUGUGUGCCAUCCGAAUCGGAGCUGGGCUAUCAAUGCGUUUGUCCGAAGGGAUAUUCGGGAGCAUUUUGUGAAAUCAAAUCAUCGAAAUGCAUAAAUGAGACUUGUGAUGAUAGUUCUCUGACCGCCGUUUCGUUUGGCGGCAAGAGCUAUGCCCAUUAUAAGAUAAAUAAGAUAAAGGCGAAGAACACAUUGGAAAACGAAUUCUCGUACUCGCUGCAAAUUCGAACUGUACAGCAAAGUGGCACAUUGUUAUAUGCCAGCGGCAAAGUGGAUUACAACAUAUUGGAAAUCAUCAAUGGAGCUGUUCAAUACAGAUUUGAUCUGGGCUCAGGCGAGGGUGUCAUAAGCGUAUCGAGCAUUUACAUUGCAGAUGGCGAAUGGCAUACCAUUAUGCUGGAGCGGACACUGAAUAGCGCCAAGAUCAUUGUGGAUAAUAAACACGUCUCGCAGGGAAGUGCUCCAGGGGUGAAUGGCAUACUGAAUAUUCAAUCGAAUGACAUCUUUGUUGGCGCCGAAGUGCGUCCGCAUCCGUCGAUAAUUGGCUAUGAGGACAUCCAACGCGGCUUCGUUGGUUGCAUGGCGAACAUCAAGAUUGCCAUGGAGUCGCUGCCAUUGUACAUCUCCGGCGGAAGCACCAUAGCGGCCCUGAAAAGAUUCACAAAUGUUGAAUUCAAAUGCGAUCCGGCGAAUGUACUGGUGCAUCUGGGCAUAUGCGGGGCACAGCCCUGCAUGAACAGCGGCAUUUGCAAGGAGCUGGGAAAAGAUAAAUUCAAAUGCAUUUGUCAUUCACGUUUCUCGGGCAGUAUGUGUGAAAUUGAUCUGGAUCCAUGCUCUUCGGCGCCAUGCCUCUUCGGGGGACGUUGCGACUAUCUGGAGCCAAAUAAUUAUACAUGCACUUGUCCGUUGCAUUUAUCCGGUAAGAGAUGUGAAUACGGCAAGUUUUGCACACCGAACCCAUGCAAAAAUGGGGGAAUCUGUGAGGAAGGCGAUGGCGUGUCGCACUGUUUGUGUCGCGGUUAUACAGGACCAAGCUGCGAAAUCGAUGUCAAUGAAUGCGAGAAUCAGCCCUGUGGUAAUGGAGCCACGUGUAUCAAUGAAGCUGGAAGCUUCCGAUGCAUAUGUCCUUCAUAUCUAACUGGUGCUAGUUGCGGUGAUCCACUCUAUUCAAAUUCCAUUUCAACAAAGCUGAAAAACUUUUCACUCGAACAUAUUAGCGGAAUUCUAUUAGGAUUAGCCAUUGUCGUGGUUAUCAUCAGUUUUGUAAUCUGCUGUGUCGUUUUGAAGAGAAACCCAUCGUCGAACACAAGAAAUGGAAUGGGAAAGGCAAAGAGUCAACAAUCCUAUAAGGAGGCCAAUUUGAACUCGCUAUUGGACAAGGACAAGUCGUGCAAAGUGAAUGCCAAAAUAAGUAAUUUGGAAGUGAAUCAGCGUCCAAUCAGCUAUACACCGGCUACAAAUGAUAACUUAUUUUUAAAUACCACCACUUUUGUAAAUAAUCUGGAUAUCCUGCGUAGCUACGGAUCGGCUGGUGAUGAGCUGGAGAACAUACCGUUUGAAUAUCAAAAAGUAAAUCGAACUAAUCAACAUGUGAAUAUAAAUGCUUGCAACUCAAUCGAUGGUGAUAAUGCCAGCUAUAAACAAGAGUGGACUGAACAGAUGCAUUUAAAAACAUUUGAAAAUAAACUAAACAAUGAUCUUAAAAAAGACUAUGGGUCUCAAAUGAGCCGCUUGUCGAAUGGAAAACUGAUUCAGGUUGCGAUGCCCAAUGUGUGCCAUUCGUCCUCAAGUUUUGCUGAUUAUUCUGCACUGACUAAUGGCCAAUACCAUUGGGACUGUUCCGACUGGGUUCGGAAGAGUCAUAAUCCGUUGCCGGAUAUAACCGAAGUUCCAGGAGCCGAGGUACCUGAUUCAUCAAGCUUCCACAGUAAUGACAGUAACGAGUCAAAGUCUAAAAGAACUUUCUUCGUUCACAGAGAAGUCGAUCCAACUAGAGAUAUAGCCGCUCUAAAUGAGGAUAUUGCAUCCGAAUAUAUGGACUCCGAGAUCGAAAGCUGCAUUCAACCAUUUAUGAUGCCGAACUCAAGUAAUCAAUCUGUAUCAAGACUGAGUUCUUUUAAUAAUAGCGAGAAUGAAGACUACAAAUCAAAUACAGGCAAAGUAUAUUUACGACAUCCCGACUCAUAUUUACCUGCAAUCCAUUUUCCAAGUGAAACAGAGGGUGAAAGCUCAAUGAACGAAGGUCCAAUUAUGAAAAAAGAUAUUGGAAAGCGAAGAAAGAGUGAAACAUCAGAGGAAGUGUAUCUUUUUCCACGUCCUAUCGGCGAGGUUGGCUCCAAUAGCAAUAUUUCUGUUCGACUCUGUGAAAUUGAAGAUUCAGAAUUAGAAGAGUUUUUACCGCAACAAUGAUAAAUUGAAUGACAUUAUGUAAAUACAAGUUUUACAAAACGUAUUUAAUGUCUUAAUAUUAAUUUUAUAAGAACUGAAGACUAGAAAUAUAUAUUUACAAUAAAAAUGUUUUUACCAUAAUUUAUAGAGUUCAAAGAGUCCUAAAAAGCUAUGCGAUAUCAUAAGCAGAAACAAAAACAAAACCAAACUUUGCGUCUUUGUAUGUAAAGUUGUUUUACCUGGUUUUUCUAGAUCUUUAAUCUAAGUACCUAUUUUUGUUAAGGUAUGCCAAUUAUACAUAUAUAUUAUGAAUAUACAACAUACACACAACAUUCCAUAUA
Molecule: messenger RNA, 14499 nt
Organism: Drosophila willistoni
Lineage: Eukaryota; Metazoa; Arthropoda; Insecta; Diptera; Drosophilidae
Gene: kug
Product: fat-like cadherin-related tumor suppressor homolog
Exons: 20
Coding region: 155-14179 (4674 amino acids)
Biological process (GO): homophilic cell-cell adhesion
Cellular component (GO): plasma membrane
Molecular function (GO): calcium ion binding
Source: RefSeq, a predicted model, not a curated record